AUGGUUGGUCCGCCAUAAUCAUUCGUGUGGGUCUGUGGUUGUGUGGUUUGGGUGUCUUACCGGUGCCAAGCAUUAUUUUUAAUUAGUAAUAAGUUAUGCGUAUGAAUCCAGACAUGGACGAUGACGAGAAGGGAAAACUGUUUGUCGGUGGUCUGUCGUGGGAAACUUCACAGGAGAAUCUGCAGCGCUACUUCUCGCGUUAUGGCGACGUGAUCGAUUGCGUUGUGAUGAAGAACAGCGAGUCUGGCCGCUCGAGGGGCUUUGGAUUUGUCACAUUUGCUGAACCCAGCCUUGUUAAUGUAGUGCUCCAGAAUGGACCACAUCAACUCGAUGGCAGAACCAUCGACCCGAAGCCGUGCAACCCGCGCACGCUGCAGAAGCCCAAGCGUGGCGGAGGCUAUCCCAAGGUGUUCCUGGGCGGUCUGCCCUCCAACAUCACCGAGACCGACCUGCGCAUGUUCUUUGGCCGCUACGGCAAGGUCAUGGAGGUGGUCAUCAUGUACGACCAGGAGAAGAAGAAGUCCAGAGGUUUCGGCUUCUUGUCGUUCGAGGACGAGGUGUCAGUGGAGAGAGUGACUCAGGAGCACUUCAUCAACCUUAACGGCAAACAGGUGGAAAUCAAGCGCGCGGAGCCUCGCGACGGGUCCGGCAAGCUGGGCUCCGGGUCCGGCGGUAUGGGCGGCGGCGCGAUGGGCGGAGCGCCCGGGGACGCCCCCGCCGCAGGGCAGUGGGGCCCGCCGCAGGCCGCGCCCAUCAACAUGAUUCAGGGCCACAACGGACAGAUGGGAGGCCCACCCAUCAAUAUGCCUAUGGCCGGACCUAACAUCAUGCAAGGGUACCAAGGGUGGGGCACGUCCCCGGGGCAGACGUCGUACGCGGGGUACGGCGCGGCGGGCGGCGGCGCGGGCCCCGGCAACUACCAGGGCUGGGGCGCGCCGCCCGCCCCGCAGGCGCCGCCGCACGCGCCCGCCUGGCCCGCCACCAACAACUACACGCAGCACGCGCAGCCGCCCGCGCAGGGAUACGGCAGCUACGCGAACUACAGUUCAGCGCCGGCGGGCGCGUCGGCCGGCGGCUCGUGGACCACUUGGAACAUGCCGCAGAACUCCAACUCAACCGGCUCCGGGUCGUACGUGCCGCUGUCGGAGAGCGGGGAGAUGUACGGGCGCGGCGCGGGCGGCGGCGGCGGCGGCGCGGCGCCCGCGCUCACCGGCGCGCUCUCCUCCGCCGCGCUCAACAAGUCCUCCUCCGAAUACUCCACGUACCAGCAGUACCCGCCCGCGUACCAGCAGGACCAGGGGUCUUCGUACGGCGGGUCGCGGACGUACGGCGGCGAGUACCACGGCGCGGCGGGCGGCGCGCAGCCGCCAGAGGGUGAUGGUGUAGGCAGCAACGCCGGCAGUCCAAAAUACGCACAGAUACCCCAGAUGAACGAGGCCAUCUCUGCGCCCCCACAGCAGGUACCGUUAAUGUAUUGCGGCAUGGUGUCGCCGCAGCCGUCGUUCUGUAACGUGUCCGAUAUGUCCGCCUCGGCCUCAGGUGAUGACUAUGAAUAUACCGGCGGCUCCGGAGACGGGUACCAGCGGUCGUCGAAGCGCAGCUACCAUGGAUCGUCGGGGGGUGCGGCCUCCACGCCCUCCUACCACCCCUACCGGCGCUAACCACUGACGUAGUUAACCAUCCCCCUACCACUAUGGUAUUUUUGAUUACAACGUUUUCGGUUCUCUUUAAUCCUGUCACGGUACGAUGUUAAUUUUCUAUCUGUACUUUUUAACUUUAGCGGUAAUGACAUUGACAGGCGCAACUUGUAAAGAACCGACAUAUCAAUAUUUGUAUUAUAGUUUUUGUAUUCGCUUAAUCAUUGAGUUUGUAAAUGAUUUUUACUGGGCGCGAGUUUUUUAAGAGAUCUUUACUAUUGGUGUUUUUUGGAAGUUUUAUAAUUUGCACGCGAUGACGAGGAAUUCAAAAGAUGUUUGGAAGAGAAAUAUCUCAAAUCUUAUAAGACCGUGCCCAGAUAUAAGUUAGUAUAAUAGAUUUUUCUUUUAGAUGAUUUUCUUUCUAUUUGGAUGAUUGACGGUUUCAAUGGCUUUGGAAACUGAAAUUUAUAGUUGUAUCAAACGUAUGCAAGAUUCAGAUUUGUACAAUACAUUUAUUUUUAUAUCUACCCUCAUUUUACCGAUCAUUAUAGUUCCUUGACUAGUUUGGUUAAACCACAUGACAUAGUGUAAGAUUUCUUGCGAUUCUAUUUUUAAAAAUUAUAAACGUAUUUUAUUACGUACAUUAGGUACAUUUUUUCUACUAAAGUCCAUAACAAAAUUAAAGCUAUGACGGUCAUUUCAACAACUAUUUGAUAGUUUUUUAUAUUCGUAUUACAGUUAGCAAGAUACACACACAUAGGCGUUCUAGUUUUUCCCUUUACGGCACACUAGUGAACUAAAUCCCGACAAAUUUAGUCGUUAAUUUUGCUUCUACCUUCAACACUCGAUUGUAGCCCGGUUUCUUAACCGGUGUAUUCAUUGGUCCAGAAGUUAAACCAUAGGUUUGCUACCAGUCAAAAAAAAAUCGUAACUCAAAAGAUGUAUUUCAAAUGAAAGGAUUAUUGGAACUAGUUUGGUAAUGUAGACACUUCAAAAAUAUGUUUAAACGUUUUGGUAUAUUCAUUUAGGGUGUUGUAAAGGAACUGAUUUGUAUUUUUAAUUUUCUUCGAUUUAGUCUUAACCCGCAAAAACCUCAUAGCUGUUCUUGAUAAAAUGCCCAAUGUAAUUGUAAAUUAAUGAUAAUGAGAUUAUGACUUCUGCAAGUUUGUCCAUCAAAAUAGUUUUAAGCAUUUGCAUUUAUGACAAAUUAAGAGAGUGCUAGAAGCACGUUCAAGUUACGUAUAUUUUUUGAAUUGUGGAUAACGAUGGAUAUGAUAUAUUUGCCGCAUGUCAGGUUAAUCCAAAAUUUUGAUUGCAUUCUGUGAGGUAAAGUUAAACAAUAAUAUAUUGGUCCUUCGAGCAUCAUAAAUUACUUUUCCUACUUCAUCUUGGAAUUCGACAGUUUUGCGGCAUGCUCUAUCCAAUCACAAUGUUCACAUUUGAUUUCUUUUUGUUCAUUAAAAUAAAUGUAACUAAUAAAUUUAA
Papilio polytes (common Mormon) is the source of this 3122-nucleotide messenger RNA. It is a transcript of the gene Hrb27C, whose product is annotated as heterogeneous nuclear ribonucleoprotein 27C. The transcript is spliced from 12 exons. Bases 96 to 1661 code for a protein of 521 amino acids. NCBI's taxonomy places the organism in Eukaryota, Metazoa, Arthropoda, Insecta, Lepidoptera, Papilionidae. Gene Ontology annotation, molecular function: RNA binding. The record is from RefSeq and is a predicted model, not a curated record.